Chara braunii is the source of this 509-nucleotide messenger RNA. The record is from the annotation of a GenBank genome assembly. NCBI's taxonomy places the organism in Eukaryota, Viridiplantae, Streptophyta, Charophyceae, Charales, Characeae.
CGCACGUGCCCGUACACGUUUCAUGUACAAUAGAAUAUAUUACGUAUAUAUAUUAUAUAGUAUUUAUAUGAUAUUAUACAUAUCAUUAAUAAUACUAUUAUUUCUAUUAUACUAGUGUGGAAGAUAACAAGGAGGUAGCCGAGAUGGCGGAGGAAGAAAACAAAGGGGAUGAGAAGGAGGAGGAGAAGGAGGAGGAGAAGGAGGAGGAGAAGGAGGAGCCUGAGGACAUGGAGGUGGAGGAGAUGGUGAAGGAAGACGACUACGGGGAGGAGCAGGUUGAAGACGAGGACGGGGAGGUGGGGCGGAUAGAGAAGGGCAAUAAUGGAGAGGAGCAGGCGGAAGGUAGAGAAGACGGAGAAGAAAGGAAGGUUGUGAGAAAUAUGGAGGUGGAAGACUACAACGGGGAGUAUGAGGAGGAAUAUGACAAUGGGGAGGUGAGGCAGAUGGACAACAAAGACAGCCGCUAGGACAAAAGAAGUUUGAAAUCCGAAAUUUAAAGUGUAAAAAGA